AUGAAACAAAAUUCUCCGGAUCUUGAGGCGCAUCCAAUUGCUUCCACUAAUAAUAUAAAUAUCAUUACAUCUUUGGUCAGUAAUCAAGAUUUGGAUAUUGUGCAUCAACAAGUCGAGCUAGAAAAAGAAGAGGUUCCAACAACAAAAUGGAAAAAGUUUUUAAAGAAAUUAGAAGUUCCACAUGAGGGUAAAGCCAUCUCUAUUUUACGUAACCCAGAUCUAGAACCAGUUAAAGAUGAGGACAGGAAUUGGGGGUUUUGGUCUAAUUUUGCCUAUUGGGGGUUACCUAAUUUUUCCGUUAUGACUUACAGUACUGGGAGUGCGCUACUAGGUUUGAAUUUAGAUAUUAAACAAUCUAUUGGUGCUAUUGUCAUUGCUAAUAUAAUUAUUGCUGGUAUGACAAUUUUGAAUUGUAAUCCAGGUUUAAAAUAUCACAUUGGUUAUACUCUAGAUCAAAGAAUGAUUUUUGGUAUUUACGGAUCUGUAAUUGGUAUCAUAUUCAGAGUUGGGAUUUCCGUUGUUAUGUAUGGUUAUAUUGCUUGGUCUGGUGGGUUGUGUGUCAAUAUGAUGUUGGAAUCUUUGUCACAUCAUUAUUUACAUUUGCCUAAUUAUUUCCCAGAUAGUGUUCCUAUGGAUACCAAAGGAUUAGUUGGAUUUUUAGUUUUUCAACUUGUUUCAAUGUCAUUAUUUGCUGUUUCUCCAAGAAAAAUUCGUUUACCUAAUAUCAUCUCUUGUUUCAUGACUUUGUUUGCUGUUAUUGGUAUAUUGGCUUAUACCGUGAAUAAAGCUGGUGGUCCAGGUCCGUUAUUUUAUCAACCAGUUGAGUUAACUGAAUCAGUACGUUCUUGGGCUUGGAUUUUUGCUAUCACCAUUUGGGGUUCUGGUGUCAGUGUUGGGAUUACAAAUCAAAGUGAUUUUUCAAGGUUUGCAGGAAACACCUGGAGUUGCUAUUUGGGUACAUUUUUCGGAGUUGUUUUGCCAGGUACUUUUAUCUGUGCUGCUGGUAUGUUUGUUGCUAGUGCCUGUAAAAAAUUGUAUGGUGUUGCUUACUGGACCCCAAAUGACAUCAGUCAUCAAUGGUUAAUGGAUAAUUAUGAUGGCAAGGGAAGAGCUGCUUCAUUUUUCGUCGGUUUGGCAUUUGCUGCUUGCCAAGUGUUUCUAAAUAUGACUCAGAAUGGUUUUGCAUGUGGUAUGGAUCUAACUGGAUUGUUGCCAAAAUAUAUCAAUUGUGCCAGAGGUACUUUAUUUGUUUGUCUGAUUUCAUGGUGUGAUUGUCCAUGGACUUUUUUCCAAAGCUCUAGUACCUUUUUGGACGCUAUGUCUGCCUUCGGUAUGUUUACUUUACCAAUAACUAUCAUGAAUUAUGUGGAAUUUUUCAUCAUUAGACGUUCCAAAUUAUCAAUGAUUGAUUUUUUCACAACCAGUCCAAACGGCAGUUACUAUUAUUUCCGCGGAUUUAAUAUCAGGGCAGUUGUAACGUUAAUUGUAAGUGUGGUUCUUGGUAUACCAGGUUUAUACUACUCGUGUAAUCCUCAAGUUGAGGCAAAUGCGGGUAUGAUGAAUUUUUUUGAAGGUUAUUGGUUUUUUAUUCCAGUCCUUUCUUUUGGACUAUAUUUAGUUUUAAGUUACGCAUUCCCUUAUAAACAUGAUAGAUUAGGUGUUAGUGACCCUGUUGAUUACUUCAACUGUUUCAGCGAAAAGGAAUGUGAAGCAAUGGGUAUGAUCAAAUACGAAGGUGAUGGCGAUGCUUAUGAGAUUAUUGAUACAGAGUUAAUUAGCCAGAGAGCUGAACAUGAAUCAAUUUCCGGAACUAGUGAAGGUGGUAUUCAAGAAAUAGAUGAAAUUGUUGCUAAAAAAGAAUAG
Molecule: messenger RNA, 1863 nt
Organism: Saccharomycodes ludwigii
Lineage: Eukaryota; Fungi; Ascomycota; Saccharomycetes; Saccharomycodales; Saccharomycodaceae
Exons: 1
Coding region: 1-1863 (620 amino acids)
Biological process (GO): transmembrane transport; nucleobase transport
Cellular component (GO): plasma membrane
Molecular function (GO): nucleobase transmembrane transporter activity
Source: RefSeq, a predicted model, not a curated record